Molecule: messenger RNA, 423 nt
Organism: Merops nubicus (carmine bee-eater)
Lineage: Eukaryota; Metazoa; Chordata; Aves; Coraciiformes; Meropidae
Gene: NHERF1
Product: solute carrier family 9, subfamily A (NHE3, cation proton antiporter 3), member 3 regulator 1
Exons: 4
Biological process (GO): protein localization to plasma membrane
Cellular component (GO): apical plasma membrane
Molecular function (GO): protein-membrane adaptor activity; signaling receptor binding
Source: RefSeq, a predicted model, not a curated record
GUGAACGGGGUGUGCGUGGAGGGCAAGCAGCACGCUGAUGUGGUGGCCGCCAUCAAGGCGGGCGGCGACGAGACCAGGCUGCUGGUGGUGGAUGUCCUCACGGAUGAGUUCUUCAAGAAGUGCAAGGUGGUGCCCUCGGAGGAGCACCUGACAGGUCCCUUGCCAGAACCAGUUGCCAAUGGUGAUAUAGGGAAGGAAAAUGGUGGAGAGCCACGGUCCAACUCGGUGUCAGAGAGCCCGUCCAGCCCCAGGCCACUGGCCGUGUCCCCCAGCUCUGGCGAGAGCCACAGCGAGUCCGGCUCCCUCCUGGACCUGGACAUCCCGCUGGCAGUGGCCAAGGAGCGGGCGCACCAGAAGCGCACCAGCAAGCGGGCACCCCAGAUGGACUGGAGCAAGAAAAAUGAACUGUUCAGCAAUCUGUGA